Messenger RNA from Rhizophagus irregularis DAOM 181602=DAOM 197198, 420 nucleotides. RefSeq lists its product as uncharacterized. Gene Ontology annotation, biological process: signal transduction; protein phosphorylation. Gene Ontology annotation, cellular component: cytoplasm. The record is from RefSeq and is a predicted model, not a curated record. Lineage: Eukaryota; Fungi; Glomeromycota; Glomeromycetes; Glomerales; Glomeraceae. Gene Ontology annotation, molecular function: protein kinase activity; ATP binding.
AUUGCAUUUGACCUUAAAAAUUUACAUCAAUUGGGAUAUUUUCAUAAAGACUUUCAUAGUGGAAAUAUAUUACAAAACGAUGAGUUUUCUUUUAUUUCAGAUUUUGGAUUAUCCGGGCCAUCAAAUGAACAAAAAUCAGAUAAUAAAAUAUGUGGAGUAUUACCAUAUAUUGCUCCAGAAGUUUUGAAUGGAGGACCAUAUACAUUAUCAUCUGAUGUUUAUAGUUUUGGCGUAGUUAUGACAGAAUUAUCGUCUGGAAAACCGCCUUUUUUUAAAAGGAAACAUGAUGUUAGCUUAGUAUUAGAAAUAUGUAAUGGUACUAGACCAGAAUUUGGAAAAGGAACUCCUGACGUUUAUAAGAAAUUAGCCUAUAGAUGUAUGGAUGCUAAUCCUGAUCAAAGACCAACAUCGGAUGAAUUA